CUAACUGCCUUUCGAAUGUUCCGCCGCCAUCUUGCGGUGCCACAUCGAACUACAUCCGACCCGGACUUGGAGGCGGAUACGACUUUGAACCGUUAUAGUGGACGCACAUUAAUGAAGAUGCCAGAUGCACAGACGCAUCGGUCAUGUUUCUUGCUUUUGGCAUUAGUUUUCCGUCUCGGGACAGCGGCAGAGGUCUCCGUAUGGAACGUGGAGAUCAACUCGACACAGGAUGCUGUGUUUCGAAAGACGCUGUACGCCAACACCACCAUCUUCAUAAAGUUCCAGGGUGACACGUGUGAUAAAAACCUGGCCUUCAACAUCAGCUGGUACCUGCGCUCCUCUGUCUGCUACAACGAGGUCUUCAACACACCGGACAACAAAGCGAUGAACAUGUUUGAUAUGGAUCACAUGUUGAAAGACCACUGGAGCGGCUUCUACAGUCAUGGCUACAUGUACUUCGAAAACUGCUCCUCGCUCUUCUUACCGAAGGUGUAUUACGCAGACUUUAACCCAUAUCAGCCGCUCACCAGCCCGAAGAGCGACCCGUCCAACCAGAGCCUGAUCUGGCCCGACAAGCCGGAUGUCAGUGCGGUGGCCAAAGCGUGGGAGGACAGUCCGUAUCUGUUCAUCGUGAAGGUGCAGCCCGUGUUACGUGGAGUGGAGGACGAAGACAUCGGGGCGGAGCCGCUCAACUUUGCUUUCACAAUGAAAGUGGAGAUGAAGGGACCUCACGACUACUCUUCUCCAGCAGACUGGCCCCUGAUGAUGUUCUUCAUGAUCAUGUGCAUUGUGUACGUGCUGUUCGGGGCCCUCUGGCUCUUCUGGUGCGCCUGCUACUGGAGGGAUCUGCUGCGGAUACAGUUCUGGAUCGGCGCCGUCAUCAUCCUCGGGAUGCUGGAAAAAGCUGUGUUUUACUCCGAAUACCAGAGCAUCCGCUACAAAGGAGACUACGUUCAAGGGGCGGUGAUCUUUGCGGAGCUGCUCUCUGCACUCAAACGAUCUCUCGCCCGGAUCCUGGUCCUCAUCGUCAGUCUUGGCUACGGCAUAGUCAAGCCCCGGCUGGGGACCACAGUGCACCGGCUGGUCGCUGUCGGGCUUCUCUACCUGCACUUCUCCUCUGUGGAAGGUGUUCUCAGAGUGACCGGUGGUUUCUACGGGACGGUCGCCCUGGUGGCUAAUCUCAGCCUCUCCCUCAUCGACUCCUGCGUCAUGUGGUGGAUUUUCAUCAGUCUGUCUCAGACCAUCCGUCUCCUGCAGCUCCGCAGGAACAUAGUGAAGCUGGCUCUGUAUCAGCACUUCACAAACACUCUCAUCUUCUCUGUUGUCGCUUCCAUCAUAUUCAUCAUCUGGACCACCAAAGUCUUCAAGCUGGUAGACUGCCAGACGGGUUGGAGGGACUUGUGGGUGGACGACGCUUUCUGGCGUCUCCUGUUCUCCGCCAUUCUGCUGGUGAUCAUGGUGCUGCUGCGGCCCUCCGCCAACAGCCAGAGGUUCUCUCAUUCUCCUCUGAUUGAUGAAGAUGAUGAUGAGGAAGAGGCCAAGGAGCCCAUGCUGAGUGAAGCUUUUGAGGGAAUGAAGAUGAGAGGCUCAAAGCCCGACUCCAAUGGCUCCCAGAAGCUGUUGAGUAAAGAGGAUGAAGACUUGAAAUGGGUUGAGGAGAACAUUCCUACAACUAUUGUUGACGUAGCUCUCCCUGUGAUGCUCGAUGAAGAAGAGGAAAUCCUGAAAACCAAGAUGGAGAGAUCCAAAAUGGAGUAGAAGUCAAUGCGAUAAAGAUGAUGUGAGAAUGAAAAGAAAGCGAUUUCACUGAGGCAGCGAUGAAUGCAUCUCAGUGAUCUGAUUACCAAAAAAUGUGGGCAAAGCCAACCUUUCUCUCCAGGAACUGCGUUGUAAUUUUAAUUUCACAGGUAUUGUGUAACAUUGUAAUAAGCUCAAAGAUGUGUGUUUAUAUGAAGUACUGUUCUGUGCAGCCAGCAGACGGACGGGUUGGCUUUUAAUGUCAGGAUCUGCAUCGGGGGAGGCGUGCAGCUGACGCACUUACACAGCAGAGCACUUUGAUAAAUGUUUUAUUUGUUUUAAAGAUGUUUUUUUAAUGUCGCACUCUCGGCUAAAAUCAGGCGGAAUCUGAGUCGGUAUCUGUUUCACACGAUGUCCUUUUGUUGUUUUAGACUAAUACAGUAUUUAACACUUCAGAUAAGUUUCCCACCCUGCAGAAGUGACCACCAGCCUCUGAUUGGUCACAUUUGUAGGACGGUGAGGUUUGAUUUUAGAUUCUCAGCAAAUGAAUCAGAUGAUUGUACAAACAGAAGAAACACGUGCUGAGAACACCAAGUUAUUGUGCAUAACAAGGUUAUAUUCAGACACUUGAACUCAAGCUUCUCUUCAUAAAUGUGCGGUGACACACUGGAAGUGUAAAACAAAUGUUGUUAUCAGCAGGUGUUUCAUUGCGUUACAUGCGUAUGGUAUGAUUUACCAUUUAGCCAGAUCACUACAGACGAUGCUUUUACCUAAUCUGAAGAAAUGUUCUGCUCAUUUCAGCCGCUCCAACGUACGUUUGUCUCAUCGUUAACACAUGACUAACACUUUGUUGUCUGGCUAACUGAGUAAUCCUAAAUAUAGAAAUAAUGAACUUACUGUUACUCUAUGUACUUUAAACACGGCUGCGUCAGUGAAUAUUGACACUUGAAGCGUCAUUUGUGUUAAAUAGAAAGCACUGUUUUCCGGGCUGGGGGAAUCAUCAGAAGUGUUCACCUUGUGCGCCGAGCGUUCCUCUUCUCUGAGAUCUUAACACCCGACAGUCCCAAGCAACUGAACAUACGACUAAUGAAGGUGAUUUCCAAGCUUUUACUGGCGAAUGAAAGACUUCUUGAUCCUCAGUGAGUGGAGGAAAUGUUCCAGACCCGUUGCAAGGAAAAGUAGUCAUGAGUCUAAAAUUAAGGAUGUUUAUUUUUUAUCUCUUUAAAAAGUAACAUUUUGUAGCUUCUCACUUAAUUGCAGUGAUUUGUGUCCACUUGUCAGCAAAGUAAAACUUUCUUUUAGCUACUGAAUUACAGAAUCAAAUGAUUUACUGUAUGUACGUAAUUGUUUCUCACUAACUGGGCCAGAGUUUUGUUAAGGUCUUCACUUUAAUUCAGUCGUUUAAAAACACAAAAUCUCUACAUGUUAAAUUAUUAACUUUCAUUUCACUGCAAUUUUAUUCCAUUCAUGCUAAAAAUAAUCUUGCCUUGUGUGGCAGUUAUAUUCCCUGUCCUUGUUCAAUCUACUGCAUUACGUGUGGAUAUUCUAAAUUCCUUAAUUUAUGUUUUUUUUAAUAUAUUCGUCCAAGUCUUGUUGAGGAUAUUUUAUUUUACAAAGACACUAAAGCCCAAUUUCUGGAUGUGAGUCUGCAUAGUAUUGUAAAGCUGACGAUAUUGUAUGGCUUUUUGUAUGGAUUGUGUGUCCUGCAAAUAAAAUUUGUAUUGAAACACAA
This is a messenger RNA of Cottoperca gobio, 3469 nucleotides long. RefSeq names its product transmembrane protein 87A-like. Gene Ontology annotation, biological process: retrograde transport, endosome to Golgi. The record is from RefSeq and is a predicted model, not a curated record. Gene Ontology annotation, cellular component: Golgi cisterna membrane; Golgi apparatus. The transcript has 20 exons. Lineage: Eukaryota; Metazoa; Chordata; Actinopteri; Perciformes; Bovichtidae. Bases 16 to 1758 code for a protein of 580 amino acids.